CUUAGUUCUGACUUCUGGACCACAGAUUCUUCAGGCCGCAGCCCACCAUGGUGUAUCGGGGCUACUUCUUGCUCCUGUUUUUGCUCCCAGUGGCUGCAGCUCAGACAUCCCCAGGCUCCUGCUCCGGAUGUGGUCCCCUGUCCCUGCCGCUGCUGGCCAGCCUCGUGGCUGCAGAGGCCGCCAUGUCCCUGAUCAUGGUGGGGGUGGUGUUUGCCUGCGCUCGCUCACCUCGCCGCGGUUCCCCCCAAGGAGAUGGCACCGUCUACAUCAACAUGCCUAGCAGGGGCUGAUCAACCUCUGACCUCUGAUCUCUGACCUUCUCAUCCUGGACCACAGAGCUGGC
Molecule: messenger RNA, 343 nt
Organism: Dipodomys ordii (Ord's kangaroo rat)
Lineage: Eukaryota; Metazoa; Chordata; Mammalia; Rodentia; Heteromyidae
Gene: Hcst
Product: hematopoietic cell signal transducer
Exons: 4
Coding region: 48-290 (80 amino acids)
Biological process (GO): regulation of immune response; positive regulation of phosphatidylinositol 3-kinase/protein kinase B signal transduction
Cellular component (GO): membrane
Molecular function (GO): phosphatidylinositol 3-kinase binding; signaling receptor binding
Source: RefSeq, a predicted model, not a curated record